Aethina tumida (small hive beetle) is the source of this 2629-nucleotide messenger RNA. It is a transcript of the gene Cog3, whose product is annotated as conserved oligomeric Golgi complex subunit 3. The transcript is spliced from 3 exons. Lineage: Eukaryota; Metazoa; Arthropoda; Insecta; Coleoptera; Nitidulidae. Gene Ontology annotation, biological process: intracellular protein transport; intra-Golgi vesicle-mediated transport; Golgi organization. The record is from RefSeq and is a predicted model, not a curated record. Bases 63 to 2507 code for a protein of 814 amino acids. Gene Ontology annotation, cellular component: membrane; cis-Golgi network; COG complex.
CCUCACUUUAGGUAAGGCAAAGAUGUCAUAAUUAUACCAAAAAGUAAAUAAAUAAAGUUAAAAUGAAUCAAACGGUGGAAACACAAGAAAAGUCGAUUGAAGCUCAGGUGCAAGAGAACAUAGCAAACUGGCAGACUAGUACUAACCCACUUGCACCAUUAUCUGAUGAACAAUUGGAUUUAAUAUAUGAGGUGGCAGAUAAAGUAAAAGAGCUUUAUUAUGGCUCAGAUGAACAACAAGAAGAAACCAAAGUUGAAGAAAGCAAAGAAAAGGAUGUACAACCUUAUAUACAUAUGAACAGAGCUUAUAUCAAGUGGAUGUUGGCAGUGGAAGAGGAAUUGAAAUUUGAGAACUUAAAAAAGUAUCAGGUUUAUGAGGAAGAAUUGCAGAAUCACCAUGCAAACUGCGAAAAUUUAUUUCAAUGCGCCAACGCAACGUUAGAUUCGUUAAAUGAAUUAAAGGAAAAGUAUGAAAAUGUGACAUCCAAAACUAAUUACCUGCACAACUUAAGUGAGCAGUUAAUGGCUCAUCAGAGAAUCUUAAAACAGAAAAAGAGCAGUUUGAAUGAAAAACUAAAAUAUUUCACAAACUUUAAUAAACUGCAAGACAAUGUGGACAAGUUUGGAAACAAAAUUAACACCAAAGAAUUCACAAAUAUCCUUGAUAGUAUUGGUGAAUCAAUUCAUUAUUUAAAUGAUCACAUGCACUUCAAAGAAUCCAGAAUUUACAAGAUGAAAUAUGAAAGUUUACUGACCACAGCCUUAAACAAAAUUUACAACUAUGUUAACAACAUUGUUAUAGACACCACCAAACAUAUUGUAGACUCAGAAAUGAAGGCAGUACCACUCACAUCAUCCAGCAAUGACCCCAGUGUUGACACAGCAUUCUCUUUGUAUUAUGGGAAGUUUCAAAGUGCUGCCACCAAAGUUAAGUUCAUCUUAAUGCACUUGGAAGACAAGGAGGAAUCCAGUGAACAAUAUAUGAAUAUUUUAAGUGACUGUCAGAAGUCAUAUUUGGGGCAAAGACUUCCAAUUCUUUCAGUUGCUGUCACCAAAGCCCUGGUUGAGCUGAAGGAAAGGCACAGAGUGGACCACAGUGUUUUAUUUAGAUCAUGUUGUUUAUUCACCAUGAAAGUGUGUCAGGAUGAGGCUAGAUGUUAUGGAUAUUUCUUCAGCAAACCUUCUUACCAACUAAGUGAUUAUUUAUCAAGGAUUUGCCAGCAUUUGUAUGAUACUUUAAGGCCUUGCUUAAUUCUAAUCAACCACAUUGAAGUACUGAGUGAACUUUGUGGUAUACUCAAGAAGGAAAUGUUAAGUGACAAGGUUGUAGCAAAUGAACAGCUGGAAAAAUAUGUGGAGACCAUUAAACAACUGUUACAAGACGUUGAAGAACGUCUUGUUUUCCGUACAAACAUAUUCUUCCAACAUGACUUAACUGGAUACAAACCUUCACCUGGCGACUUAGCGUAUCCAGAAAAACUCAAACAAAUGGAGAAUAUUGCUAUGGAAUUCCGCGAGUCAAGACCCUCAUCAGUUGCCUCUUUGGAGAGUCAAGAAGUCGCUACCAUCAACUCCGGGCAAUUCCGUUCUUACACCGGUAAUUCGCCGGCUGAUUUACACGGAAUGUGGUACCCCACAGUGAAGAGAACCUUAGUGUGUCUAUCUAGAUUGUACUUUUGUUUAGAUAGGGAUACAUUCCAGGGUUUGGCGCAGGAAGCACUGGUUAUUUGCAUCGGCACUGUGAAAAAAGCUGCCGACCUGAUUUCCGAUAGAAAAACUCCCAUGGAUGGGCAACUGUUUCAGAUUAAACAUUUAUUGAUAAUUAGAGAGCAGAUUGCACCUUUCCAAGUUGAUUUUACCGCCAAAGAAGUGGCCUUAGAUUUUAGUACAGUUCCAAAGGCUGCCAGAGAGUUGAUUCAAAAGAGAAGCAACUUGUUCACGUUUGGGUCAAACAACGCCCUACUUGAGUUUUUGUUGGAGGGCACGCCGAAAGUUAAAGAAUACUUGAUUGACUCCAGAAAGGAAAUCGACAAACAACUCAAACAUUCCUGCGAAUUGUUCAUAUCACAAGUAACGAGGUAUUUAAUUGGGUCUCUGUUGGUUUUAAUUGAAAAGUCUGAGCACAUUCUCAAGAUAAAACACGUGCAAAACAACGCAGAACUGACUGUAAGGAGCCAAGACUUUGCCCAGCCGCACAGGAUUGCCGAAAUCAUCGUCGAAUGCCAGAAGAAUAUGAAAAACAGGAUACCAGAAGUGCAGAAGUCGAUGCAGCUUUAUUUGGCGAAUCGUGAGACUGAAUUUAUUUUGUUUAGGCCCGUUAAAAAUAAUGUUGUUAAUGCUUUUAUUCAAAUUGAUCAGAUUUUAAAUAAGGGGGGCUUCAGUGCUGAUGACCAGCUACAAAUUGCCUGUCCUUCACCUGAACAAAUCAAUAUACUGAUUUGUUCCGUAUCUUUGGCGACGGAACAGGAAACCUUACUCACAGAGGCAGCUUCAGCCUCUCAUUCAUGAGGAAGGGUUUUAUACAAGUAAUAAUAUAUGUGUAAUGUACAGUAUAAUUUGUAAAAUUAAAAAUUAAAAUUAACAAUGUACUAUAAAUAUAAAACAUAUAAGAAACAAAUGGUGAAAUUACA